Drosophila persimilis is the source of this 865-nucleotide messenger RNA. RefSeq names its product MICOS complex subunit MIC19 (gene Chchd3). Gene Ontology annotation, cellular component: MICOS complex. The record is from RefSeq and is a predicted model, not a curated record. The transcript is spliced from 3 exons. NCBI's taxonomy places the organism in Eukaryota, Metazoa, Arthropoda, Insecta, Diptera, Drosophilidae. Gene Ontology annotation, biological process: inner mitochondrial membrane organization. Bases 103 to 732 code for a protein of 209 amino acids.
GCACCGCAUAUUUUUCGACGAAAAAGAUUAAAAACAGUUUAAAUAGGCAAUUUGGGUUUGAUCCGUUGAAGACGAGAAACCGCCAGAACAGACAUCCUCACGAUGGGAGCCAGGCAAUCACAGUCGCGCGAACCACGUUCGGUCUCAAUGGAGAACCCGACUCCUGCGGGCGUCAUCGACAUAUCCGAUGAUGUGGUCAAGCGCCUCAAGGCCGGCAUCUCACAGCAGGCUCGCCAGCAAGCAGCCGUUGCGGAGGAGUCCAAACCGGCAGCCAAAGCCCCCUCCGUGCCCGCAGCAGUCCUGCCAGCGCCCGCGUCCGCGGUUAGGGCUCCCUCCUCCAUUUACGUGCAGGGCGGUGGACAAACCAUCAGCGCCGCGGAUGUGCAGCGCCAGAUGAACCAGGAGCUGAAACAGAACGACGAGAUCUGGCGCCAGCGCCUCAUCAAUCUGGAGGAGAACCUGAAGAAGACCAACACCAUCCUCGAGUCGGAGUACGCCAAUGCCGUGGAGAACGUGCACAAGCGAUUCGUCAGCACUGCCGCCGCGCAAAAGCUGCCGCCCUGCCAGGACUUGAAGGCGCAGCUGCUGGCCUGCUACCGCGCCCAUCCCGGCGAGACGCUACAGUGCAUGGACGAGGUGGCCCAGUUCCGGCAGUGCGUCGACCUGCAUCGUAUCAAGAAGUUGGACGAUGAGCCGGAGGCGGCCAAGGCGCCAGCUGCCAAAGCGGGAUAGAAAGACGGUUCAAAUUCGUAUGUUGAGUUGAUUAUUUGUUGGCGGCCUUGCGAGACUUCUGUAAACUGCAAAGACUUGGGCGAGAAAGUGUAUUUUGUGAAGAAAUAAAUAAGUAAAGUAAUUUAACUAUGAG